UAACGGGCUGCCAGACAAUCGGCCAAAGAACAUAAUCUUGUACCGAAAGCACAUACAUCUACGUUCGUGCUCUGUUUCAGCUGCUGUAUAGGCUGGUGUGCUGUCGCUGUGCUUUUUUUUGUCGCAACACUUCACAGAAAAACAAACCAGUCAAGCACACCGUGACGCUGGGUCCCAGAUGAAUGGCGAUAAUCAUGUGAAAGCCUGCCCCUGGGAAACCGACAUCAUUACUGUGAUCUGAAAGCGCGCCGAACGAACGUACAUUCCCACCCUCGGCGAUCAUGGCGGACCCCUUUGAAGUUCGCAUGCGCUUCACGAACCUCCUCACACAUCUCUCCGCUUCCGCGACAGCAUCGAUAAAGACAGCCCACUAUGCCCUCAAGCACCGGGACAUGGACGAGGAUUUACACUCAUGCAUCCUAGAAAACCUGGAGCGGGGGAACAACAUGAACAACCGGGCCAACAUCAUGUACUUUCUCGAGCACCACGCCGACAUCAACAUGAAGGAAGGCGGACACGAGCCGUACGUGGAAAUGAUCAAAAGAGACAUCCGGCGGAUCGUGGAUGCCGUGGCGCAAAGCGGAGCCAACGUCAAGGUGGUGCGAAGAGUCGUCAGCGUCCUCGGCGAGAAAGGCGUCCUCCCGGCCGACGUGCUAACCGAAAUUGAGUCUGGCUUGAAGGAAAAAGAAGAAUCUCUGGGAAGACUACUAGGCGACGGUGACGAGGACGAGGAUGCUAAGCCGAUGGAAGAAGCCGACAGCAACGAGGCUGCUGCUGCUGCUGCUGGAGGAGACGUGAAUGCUACUACUGCGGCUGGCACUGGCGCGGGAGGAGAUGGCGGUGCUGGCCACAAAGCCACCCCUAGAACCGCCGGUUCACAUUCGCACUCUACAAAACCGAAUGGCGUCUCGAAAAUGGACAAAAGGGCCAUCGAGCAGAGAAUCGAGGAGGACAGGGAGCGAAACAAGCGGUUACGCGAGAGUGUUUGGGCGGUUUCGGGCGACGACGAUCAGGAAUUGGAUAAGAUGUGGGAGGAAGGAAGUCAGCUCGGUGAAGAUGACCAGGUCAUUGCUGCCGAAGAGGCAGAUGAGCGGCUUCAAUUCGCUCGAUAUCAUCGCACAAUGGUAGAAACAUGAGCGGUACAAUACCAAAAAACAACUACUGGCGGUUACUAGUAGUACGGAAGCUUUUGGAUUACUAGUUGGAAUCAAACUGCCGAUCGCCCUGAGUGGGUGCUCCACCCUCCGUGGAGGAGAAGCGGUUUCAUACAUCAGACAAAGAGCAGCUCGAAAUCUGCCGUUUGAUUUCCGAAUUCAUCAAACUACACCAGUCCUGGUGCGCGGGUAUCCACUGAUAUGAGGUUUGAAUCAUGACCUCCCAGCAGCUCUGCUCUGAAAUCUGGUUCAGCCUUCAAGCUGCUCGCGCCUUUUUCGGCGCGACUCUUGUUCCAUCCGGCGACUCGUCGUCGUCGUCCUCGUCAGACUCGACAACCUUCCUCUUGCGGAAAGCAGCCUGGACAGACUUUCCAUUAGCCUGUGGCUCUUCUGCCUGCUCUGCUCGCUCUGCCUUCUUCUCUCUUCGCAGUGCAUAGGACAACAGAAGACCUUCAUACUCGUCUUCUUGUGCUCGGGCACUAUCCUCGAUCUGCGGCAGGCGCUCUUCCAAAGGUACUUGUUGGAGCAAGUCCUUGUUCUUCUUGAUGAUGCGUUGCUUGAGCAGCGUUCGCCACCAGUAAUAAUUUCUGUCAUCGGCGUUGGGGGCUCUAGGUCCUCGGAUCUUGAGGCUGGUUAGGGAUGCACCACCAGCAGCACGGUGCGAAAGCGGGAUCUGGCCAAGAAGAUACAUCUCGACCAUACGGGAGAAUUGACGAGAGGCGAUUUUGUUUUUGACUCGUAUAGCCUCGAGUUUGUCUAGCGGAAGUAGAGACGCGGUCGGCACCCUCUUAAGGCGGCUCCGCUCCACCGAGGCGAAUGGCGAUGAGUUGAUUUUGAUAUCUGCAGCCCUAAACUGGGGUUCGAGUCGAUCAAAAUCGUUCAGAUCUCGCAGCUUGUCAAACUCCUCGCUUGGGUCCUCAACUGUCAUCUCGACUAUCGUAGGAUCAGCAAGGACCUCGUCAUAGAUGGCUUGGUAAAGCGCGGAGCCAUGACCAUGUUGUUGAUAUGGGGGGGUAAUCAAGAACUGCGAUAUCCGUAGGCGUGAGGGCAAUUUCGUGGGCGUGAUCUCUUCUGACGGCGGGAAUGAGAAAGGGGUCAGAUUUUCUGGCUGGGGGCCGCGCUUGGGAAACUUGUAGAAGCGGUACGUUGUGGCGUAGCCGACAAACGAGUAGGGACAAGCAGUGGGAGUCGGAGGCUCGGAUGACUUGUGAUACACGAGAUAGACUCUCCAUCUGUCCAAGGUCCAGUCCACAUCUUCCAGGUUGAUGAACUGGCCACCUUCGAUGAAGAAAACAAUCAGGAUCUGGAUGUUGUCGACCAAA
Messenger RNA from Exophiala dermatitidis NIH/UT8656, 2476 nucleotides. RefSeq lists its product as uncharacterized. The record is from RefSeq and is a predicted model, not a curated record. The transcript has a single exon. Gene Ontology annotation, cellular component: CTDK-1 complex. NCBI's taxonomy places the organism in Eukaryota, Fungi, Ascomycota, Eurotiomycetes, Chaetothyriales, Herpotrichiellaceae. The coding region runs from base 282 to 1136 and encodes 284 amino acids. Gene Ontology annotation, biological process: positive regulation of transcription by RNA polymerase I; positive regulation of DNA-templated transcription, elongation.